CAUGUUACUCAUACGCUCAGUAGUACUACGGCGCUGGUACGGCUGACUUGUACGCGGAAAAUAAAUUCGAAUUCGAUGCCUAAAUAUACAACUUAAUACAAAUAAACAGCGCGUGUGUUAGUUAAUACCAUGAAAAAAGCAUAAAUGCAUGCAAGUGUAUACAGACGUGAGAAUGUGCGUGAGCUUGCCGAAUUCAUCGUAAUCGAUCAUUUCCUAUUCGUUAGGAUUACUUGUAGUUGUGUCAAUGGCCAAACGGCGGCAAACAAGUGAAAUAAAAUACGUUCACAUACACUAUCACACCGUGAAGUACUGUUAUCAAAAACAUUUUGUGUAGAAAAUAACAAAAAAAAAAAAAACAAAAGCGAAUUAAUAUAUUUGACAAAUUUUUGAAAUAUUUGCCUUUGUGCCUCAGAGUUGCUUCGGCUGUCCAUCUGUACAUGCUGUGAAAGUGUGCAAUUUACUUACUGAUUUGAAAUGUCUACAGUUUUCAUAUGUUACUUAAAAAUAUUAACAUUUUUGCUCAUAUUAUGUGAAAGUUGUGCGGCAGUAGAAGUGGUCCGACCACGAAAUAUUACGAAGGCUGGCACCUGGCGUUAUGUGAUUCAACAAAGAGAGGCGGCAUUGCAAUUUUUAAAACACUACGUUAAUAUCACCGCCAACGAAAAACUACCGGAAUGCAUGCAGCAAGAUUGUAAAGUGCUUUGCAUGAAUAGUCAGGCGGUUCACCUGGAUAAGAGUAUCGAUAAUGCCUUCAUAGCUAAUCGGUCCAAUUGUUCGAUCGUCCAAGAGCUACGUCUUUAUAAUAUGGAAUUUCCGAAACAGAGAAUUACCUUCGGAUUUCUCGGUGAAUAUUACAAUAAGGUGCGUAAGCUCUAUAUUGGCGCAUCCAAUGUCACCACUAUUGCUGCUGGCGCUUUUAAAAGAGGCAUCUUCGAAGAGAUUAAUUUGGAGAAUCUACAAUUGGAGGAAUUAAACAAGAAUAAUUUCAAAAAUUGUACUUUCGUUUUAACACAAAUUUCCGUUAUACAACGAAAUAAACCGAUAAAACUUAUUUGCGAUGAUUUGCUGGGUAAUAUUAGAUAUCAAAUAAGAAGCUUCACACUACAAGGUAACAUCAAAUUGAUAACCAAUACGACCGCAUCGAGUAGUUUGCUGAAUAAUUUGAAAUAUUUGGAUUUGAGUUACAAUAACUUUACGAAUACAUUUACCGAUGAGACUUUCGAAAAGUUGUGGGUCGUAGAAUAUUUGGAUUUAUCACAUUCAAAUAUACAAUAUUUACCCAAUUAUAUAUUUUCGCAAAUCACCGGCUCGCUGACAUACCUCAAUUUGUCCUACAAUCAGUUGACAACAAUAAAUCAUUUGAUUUUCGGGAGACAUGCGAUUUAUGAUGAUUUAAUUAUCGAUUUGAAUUAUAAUCCCUGGAAUUGUACGUGCGAUUUACUUACGGAAAUGAAUACGAUUAUGGUAUAUCAAAGCGGUCAUCCGACAUGUCACGAACCCGUCGAGUAUGAAAUCUUAUCGGUAUUGGAUGAGCGUGUAUGUCCGGGCAAAUUGAAUGAAACUACGAAUUCGACUGCAAUAAUUAAAUCUACAACGAAAAUGACAAAAAAAUCUACAACGCUGAAACCGAUUACGACAGCAAGAGAUUAUGACAUCGAUUACAUUACAUCGAUAACAGCUCCCCCGAAAAGUCCUGUAAUACCUCCAAUAAAAUCUCCAACAAUACUUCCAACUUUAACAACAACACUGAGUGAUGUAGAUGAUGACGAUGGCGACACAAUAUUGGUACGUUGUCUGGCACCCGGUGAAACGCCGUCGGUAGCUUGGCACGUCGUUUUGUGGCCCGAGACUCAGUUACGUCUGGUACAAUUACCGCAUUUGCGUGUAGAAGUGUUACUGGAAAUUACCGAUUCGACAGAUACAUAUGGUCUGAUUUGGUUUAGUACCGUUGUGGAUGAUUAUUAUAGCAUGACAGUCAACUAUAAUCAAUAUGGGUUGGGUUGUGUUGGACCCGUAAGCUACACGACUAUUGUGGCGAAUCUGUUGCCAAAUACCGCUUAUACAUUCUGUUUGGUCGCCAAUGAUAAGCUAACGAUUUCGCCAUAUCACUGUGAUUCGCUGCACAUGGACUCGAAUCUACAGGUAGUCUAUAAUACCUGGUUGUCGCAUGAUAUGCGUGCCACUGGUAUCUCCCUGACCAUAUUCGGUGUGUUAAUGAGUUGCUUCUUGGGCAUUGCCAGCGUUUACAUGCUGCUCAAACGCAAGCCAACACUGUUGAAGGGCAGUAAACGUGUGAAAACCACAAGCACCAAUUCAAUAGACAUCGUCAUCUUUCCAAAGGAGCGCUCAUUGGAGAAUCUGAAGCUAAAGGAGGAGACGCUGGCGAAACGCAAUUCGAGAAGUUCUACUUUCAGCGUCUUCGAUACUUUCAACAAUAGUCCCAUCGCCACCAAUCGCAAUAUAAUACAUCGCGGUUCCAUUGUGAGUGUUGAGAGUAAUCAAAGUUAUAUGAAUGCCAACUUAUACGAAGUUAUACCGGCUUAUCUGCGUCUACAAGACAUCGCUUCGGAUUGUGAGAAGAAGUCGCUGGAAUUUGAGUCAAUUGACAGUUACAUGUCAACCUUGGCGCCGAAAUACGAAUGCACUUCGGUCAGUUAUGCCGAAGUUUCGCCACGCAACAAACGUGCCUCAAACGAUCCACUACCGGCAUUGCCCACAAAUCGUAUGUCUAGUACACCUACACUCGUGCUGGAGACGCCUGUGCCAAUGUCAGAAAGCAUGCCAUAUAUAACGGUGACCGAUGCGCAUGAGCAUGCAGAGAGUACAGAUAGCGAAACGUAGUGGAUUUGGAGGAGAGAUAAUAGGCAUGCUGAUGUUGAGAUAUGCCAAACUGGAAAUCAGCUCUAAAUGUAAAUGUAAUUAUUUAGAUAAUGUUAAUCUAUGUGUAUUUUAUUAACGAUGUAAUAAAGAAGGGAGGACUGAUGAAAGAAAUUUUAUUUGUUGUUGCUAAGGUCAUUAGAUAAUUUCAACGUAAUACCGGAAAUGAGGUCACCCUCGUUUAACACACCAUUACAUGAAUCCCAAAAUUUUUAUUAAAUCAAAUAAUAUAUAGCAAUAAUCAAAUAAUCGAUUAAAAUAAUCGAAAACCAUAAUCUAUGUACUGUACUGUUCUGUACUUAUAUGCUAAGCUCAAUUUAAUUAUCUUUAGCAUUCUGAAAUCACGAUUUUUAUUGCUUGAUACAUCAUGCCUUUUGU
Molecule: messenger RNA, 3255 nt
Organism: Zeugodacus cucurbitae (melon fly)
Lineage: Eukaryota; Metazoa; Arthropoda; Insecta; Diptera; Tephritidae
Exons: 4
Coding region: 475-2841 (788 amino acids)
Molecular function (GO): protein binding
Source: RefSeq, a predicted model, not a curated record